AUGUCGGUGUUGCGUUUAGCAACAAUCAAUGUUCAUUCAUUUCGUAAUCCAAAAAAUUAUGAUAGUAAUGUUAUUGAUUUAGUAUCAAUUCUUCAACCAUUAAAUCUUGAUUUAAUUGCUACAGAAGAAAUACAAAAUAAUAAUCAUUGGACGAAUUUUUGUCGAAAUCUUGGUUUUGAGCAUUUUAUUCAUGGACAAUGUGGUCAAGAUUACUUUGCUAAUGGUAUUGCAUCACGUCAUCCAAUUAAAUUUCAUUCUAAUCAAUCAGAUUCGUUCUCAUAUUCAGGUGGUACAAGAGCUUUACUUCAAUGUCGUUUAGAUGGAUUUGAUAAUUUAACAUUUGGUGUUACACAUUUAGAUCAUUUUGCUGAAGAUCCUCGAUUAAAACAAAUCGAAUAUUUUAAACCUCAUAAACAAAAUAUUGAUAUACUUAUGGGUGAUAUGAAUUCUUUAACACGAGAUGAUUAUUCAGAUGAUUAUUUUAGUAAAACUGUUUUCGGACAGCGAAAAAAAUCUGGAUGGGAAAAACCUCGUUUUGAUUUAACUCAUUUAAUAACACAUGAAUGGGAUUAUCAAGAUGCAUUUAAAUUAAAAAAUCCGAAAAUAAAAGAUGAACAACUAGCAACAUGUGCAUAUGGAACACGUAUUGAUUAUAUCUUUGUACAUCCUCGUAUUAAUGAACGAUGGAAUUUGACCGAAUGUUUAAUAAUUGAUACUAAAGGAGUGACUGAUCACAAUGGUGUUUUAGCUGAAUUUAAACUGAAAUGA
This is a messenger RNA of Adineta steineri, 768 nucleotides long. The record is from the annotation of a GenBank genome assembly. Lineage: Eukaryota; Metazoa; Rotifera; Eurotatoria; Adinetida; Adinetidae.